Molecule: messenger RNA, 1663 nt
Organism: Ilex paraguariensis (yerba mate)
Lineage: Eukaryota; Viridiplantae; Streptophyta; Magnoliopsida; Aquifoliales; Aquifoliaceae
Source: the annotation of a GenBank genome assembly
UUCAAAGAAAACUCUAAAAACAAGUGUAAGGUUUUUGGUGUUUUUAAAAUUUUGAGAACAAAAAACUGUUUCCGGAACACAAACCAAACAUGACAUUUCUUUCUUCAGUAGCCGUAAAUCAUCGACCAUUCUUUUUUGCAUAUAAUUCAUAUAACCACUGAAAUAUGCUGAAUAAGAAUAUGUUAACUCCUGUUGGGUUGGAAUUCUAUCUCUGAUUAGUUUGACAGCAGCUUUCAGUGGGGCAGUCUACUGGAGCCUAAAUUUCUGAGCAAGCUACAUUGUAAUUUGAUACCUAAAGAUUUGGCAAUUAGAAUUGUAGUUGGUCUUUUCUUUUGAUUGAUCAUUGCUAAUCUUAAAGUUUAGUUUGCAUUUUAUUUUUCACCAGUGCUGUUGUUUAGAAAUGUAUGGUGCAGUAAAGUGGAAAUUGUUCCACCACUCCACCUUGCUCCCCUUUCUCUGGAGAUAUCAAAAUUCUUAUCUUUAUCAUAUUAUGCAAUUUUCAAUUAUUCAAUGAAUUUACAUGUAAAAACUAAUAAUCUUCAUGGCAAUGUACUUGUAGGAACCUCUCUUGUCAUUGGAAGCUGAAUAUCAGUCAGGAAGUAGUAUUUUGCUUGAGAAAAUAAAGGUUUCAUGCCAUUUUAGCUUUUUGGUUCUUGCAUCUUGUGGCUACUUAAAUAUAUUUGCACAUUUAUGCAGGUACUGAGUGAACGGUAUGCUUCCAUCAGGAGAACAAGGGGAGAUGGAAACUGCUUUUUUCGAAGCUUUAUGUUUGCUUACCUUGAGCAUAUUCUGAAAUCACAAGAUCGAGCAGAAGUUGAUCGCAUCACAGCCAAUGUGGAAGAAUGCAGAAAAACACUUCAGAGUUUAGGUUAUGCAGACUUCACAUUUGAAGAUUUUUUUGCGUUGUUCCUCGAACAGCUUGAAAGUGUUCUUCAAGGGAGUGAAGCUUCCAUUAGUCACGAUGAGCUUGUGCAGAGAAGUCGAGAUCAGUCGGUAUCUGACUAUGUUGUUAUGUUCUUCAGAUUUGUUACCUCCGGUGAAAUACGCAAACGCUCGGAAUUUUUUGAACCAUUUAUACUGGGUUUAACCAAUGCGACGGUAGAACAGUUUUGCAAGUCGUCUGUGGAACCAAUGGGUGAAGAGAGUGACCAUGUGCACAUUACAGCCCUGUCUGAUGCAUUGGGUGUGCCAAUUCGUGUUGUUUAUCUAGACCGCAGCUCAUGUGAUAAUGGUGGUGUCAGCGUAAAUCAUCACGAUUUCACUCAUGUCACUGGUGAUCUGCCCGCUGAUGCUGCCACUGUUGGUGACCCUAAGACCAUCAAUCCGUUUAUUACAUUGCUAUACCGACCGGGACACUAUGACAUUCUUUAUCUGAAAUGACUUGGUCUCACUUGGACUGGUAAGCUGUUGUCAAGUCUUUUGGUGGUUUUAUGUGUAAAAAUUCCUUACUGAAUGAGAAAUUGGCCUAUCAUCUGUUGCAAUGCACUGCUGCUUGCCAGCCACGGUGAAAUCACGAAAAACGUUGCAAUGAAUCUAUAGAAUGCUUUCAUCUUUUCACCAGAAGAUGGUAGCCUACACCUAGUGAUAUUGACUGUGGGUUGCAGCAUGUUGACAACAUCAUUGAUUCUAUGGAAAUUGUUUGUAGUGUACUUAUGGUUUGGCC